This is a messenger RNA of Telopea speciosissima, 3055 nucleotides long. RefSeq names its product tuberculostearic acid methyltransferase UfaA1-like. The record is from RefSeq and is a predicted model, not a curated record. Bases 200 to 2827 code for a protein of 875 amino acids. NCBI's taxonomy places the organism in Eukaryota, Viridiplantae, Streptophyta, Magnoliopsida, Proteales, Proteaceae. The transcript has 25 exons. Gene Ontology annotation, molecular function: oxidoreductase activity; methyltransferase activity.
GCAAAACGUGGAAUCUGAGUUGGAGUGGCACCAUUCGCUCUCUCGGUUGGUUGAUUCGAUCUAAGAUUUCUGCAAAAAUGAGAGAAAUUUGAAGGUCCAGCGGUGUUAAAAAUUUCAGAUCUGUUGCAAACUGCGGCUCAAGUUUCAGCAGGAGGGAAGAUUUUAGAACUGAAGAUAACUAACUAGAUAGCUAGCGAAGAUGCGAGUGGCAGUAAUUGGAGGAGGGAUAAGCGGAUUGAUCUCUGCGUACGUACUUGGAAAAGGAGGGGUUGAAGUGGUGUUGUACGAGAAGGAUGAUUACUUGGGAGGUCAUGCCCGAACCGUCACCGUCGACGGCGUCGAUUUGGAUCUCGGUUUCAUGGUCUUCAACCGCGUAACGUAUCCAAAUAUGAUGGAGUUCUUCGAGAGUCUUGGAGUGGACAUAGAGGUUUCGGAUAUGUCAUUCGCAGUGAGCCUGGACAAGGGCCGAGGAUGCGAAUGGGGAAGCCGAAAUGGGUUAUCCGGUUUGUUUGCGCAGAAAGUUAAUGCCUUCAACCCGUACUUUUGGCAAAUGCUUCGGGAAAUAUUCAAGUUUAAGGCCGAUGUUCUCAAGUAUCUUGAAGAGCUUGAGAACAACCCUGACAUUGAUCGCAAUGAAACCUUGGGGCAUUUCAUCAAAUCACAUGGUUUCUCUGAUUUGUUUCAGAAGGCUUAUCUCGUGCCAAUAUGUGCUUCAAUCUGGUCCUGCCCUUCAGAAGGAGUGAUGAACUUUUCAGCUUUCUCUGUUCUUUCAUUCUGCCGGAAUCAUCAUCUUCUUCAGCUCUUUGGCCGUCCACAAUGGCUAACUGUCAGAUGGCGUUCACAUACUUAUGUCAAUAAGGUUCAAGAAGAGCUGGAAAGUAAAGGUUGUCAAAUUAGAACAGGAUGUGCAGUGCAGUCUGUUUCAACUUAUGAUGGAGGUUGCACUGUAUUAGGUGUAGAUGGCUUACAAGAGACAUAUGAUGGGUGUAUACUAGCCACACAUGCACCAGAUGCUUUAAGUAUAUUGGGUGAACAAGCAACACAUGAGGAAGUUAGAGUGCUUGGUGCUUUUCAAUAUGUUUACAGUGAUAUUUUCCUUCACCGUGACAAAACUUUAAUGCCGCAAAACCCAGCAGCAUGGAGUGCAUGGAAUUUUCUAGGAACCAUACACAACAAAGUAUGUUUGACAUAUUGGCUCAAUGUGCUCCAGAACAUUGGCGAAACCGAUUUACCGUUCCUUGUGACUCUCAAUCCACCCCAUACACCAGAACAUACCAUGCUCAAAUGGACAACAAGCCAUCCUGUCCCAUCAGUUGCUGCAUCAAAAGCUUUGUUCGAGCUUGAUGGAAUCCAAGGGAAGAGAGGAAUAUGGUUCUGUGGCGCAUACCAGGGCUAUGGAUUCCAUGAGGAUGGACUGAAGGCUGGCUUGGUUGUUGCAAAUAAUAUGCUUGGAAAAAAAUUUACUCUUCUGAAAAACCCAAAACAUAUGGUACCUUCUCUGGCAGAAACAGGAGCUCGCCAUUUUGUAACUAGGUUCCUUGUGCGUUUUAUAUCUGCGGGACGUUUAACUUUAUUAGAAGAAGGAGGCACUGUUCUUUCUUUUGAAGGAACUAGCAAAAUCUGUCCUCUUAAAGCUGUCCUAAAAGUUCAUGAUCCCCAGUUUUACUGGAAGGUUGCUACACAAGCUGAUUUAGGCCUUGCAGAUGCAUAUAUAAAUGGCGAUUUCUCUUUUAUUGAUAAGGAAGAUGGUCUUUUAAAUUUGUUCACGAUUUUCAUUGCUAACAGGGAUUCGAAUAAUUCUAUCACAAAGCACAAUAAUAAAAGUCAUUACUUCUUAAAAAUUUCUGGCCCCAGGGGUUGGUGGACACCAUUACUUUUCACUGCUGCAAUUGCAUCUGCAAAGUAUUUCUACCGUCAUGUUUCAAGGCAAAACACUCUCACACAAGCUCGGAGGAACAUCUCCCGUCAUUAUGAUUUGAGUAAUGACCUCUUUGCUCUGUUCUUGGAUGAAACAAUGACGUAUUCUUCUGCAAUAUUUAAGGAGGAGAAUGAAGACUUGAAGACUGCACAGAUGAGGAAAAUCUCUCUUCUGAUUGAAAAAGCCAGAAUUGAUGGAAAGCAUGAAAUUCUUGAAAUUGGAUGUGGCUGGGGAAGCUUAGCUAUUGAAGUCGUCAAACGAACAGGAUGCAAGUAUACUGGCAUUACCCUUUCCAAAGAGCAACUGAAAUUUGCCGAAAGAAAAGUAAAGGAAGCAGGGCUUCAGGACCGCAUAAAAUUCCUUCUAUGUGACUACCGACAAUUGCCUGGCUCUUGCAAAUAUAACAGAAUUAUAUCAUGUGAGAUGAUAGAAGGGGUUGGCCAUGAAUUCAUGGAGGACUUCUUUGGCUGUUGUGAUUCGGUGUUGGCCGAAGAUGGUCUUCUUGUUCUACAGUUUAUAUCAAUACCUGAUGAACGGUAUGAUGAGUACAGACAAAGCUCUGAUUUUAUAAAAGAAUACAUUUUCCCUGGUGGAUGCCUUCCAUCUUUGAGUAGAGUAACAUCGGCAAUGGCGUCAUCAUCUAGACUAUGUGUGGAGCACCUGGAAAAUAUCGGAAUACAUUACUAUCAAACACUGAAAUGUUGGAGGAAGAAUUUCAUGGAAAAGCAGAGUAAAAUUCGUUCUUUGGGAUUUGAUGAGAAAUUCAUCCGAACAUGGGAAUAUUAUUUUGACUAUUGUGCUGCUGGUUUUAAAUCGCGUACACUGGGCAAUUAUCAGAUGGUAUUUUCACGUCCAGGGAACCAUACGGCAUUCAGCGAUCCAUACAGAAGUGUACCCUCAGCAUACUGAAAAUCUUUAGGUGAUCCCCAUUAUCUCCAUCUUUUUCUUUUUCUUUUUUUCAUAUAUUUUUUGUCCCUCUAGUUCCAAGGGUUGGGUUAUUCUAUCAUUGCAAGGGAAACUGGGUAUUUUCUGCUGUCCCAGAAAGGAAAGCAAGUGUUGAACCAUCAUAAUCUUUGUUACACUGAGCAUUUAUUGGCAGAAUUUUGAAUAGAAGGAUUGAAUUGUGAUUAACUUCUA